AUGAAGUUAUUGAAAGUGGAGGAGUACAUCAAGCGGACAGCCUCUGUAAAAGAGACGGAGCUUUUACUUCAUGAACUAGAGAGCUAUGUGAAGAGUCAGCCUGGGCUUCAGGGUCGUACACUGUGUGACAGGAUCAUCAGAGCCUGUAACCAUCAUCUUGGAGUUGGAUCCCCUGACUUUGACCAUAUAAGUCAGUUGGUAAAGCUGGUGGAGCUUUCCAUUCAUGGCUAUGACAUUUCUGCACCAUGUGUUGCCCAGAGCAGUCCACUGUACAUGGAAAAGAUAAUUUUCCAUAUUGUCAAGAAGCUGAGCUCUCUGGAAGCUCACAAUCUAUGCAGCCAUGUAGCUGGAGUACUUUAUAGCAGGCUUACCCCAGCACAACAGGCUGAGGACUACUAUGUUCUUGUGCGGAGCUGCUUCUCAGUCCUCUGGAAUGGACUCUCUGCUGCCAAAGACAGGAAGAUUCUGAAUCCUCGGGACAAACUUCACUGCCAGAUUCAAGCUCUGAGUUUCCUCCUGCUGUUAGAAACAGAAAGCGCAACUCCCUCCUUCUCCAAAGCCCCCAUAUACACAGAGGAUGCCAUUGCUGAAUUUCGGAGGAGCUGUGAAGCUCUUACAAAGGAGGAUGCUUCCUUUAUUUUUCAGGAAAUACACACACUUUUCUACAGAUGUUGGAUGGGCGGUCAAGGCUGUGAGGGGGACAAGUCCAAGCAGCCUAGUAAAACAUCAGGUUUACACACGCUUUCUGAAAUGGUGCUCAUUAUAGUUAAGGUGCUUUGUAAGUCCAGCCAUUUCGAUCUGGCCUCCACCUUUCUGAAUGAAAUUGAGAAUAAGGUUAGGGACUGUGCUGAUUCUCAGUGCACAGCUCUGGUCCUUGGGAAAUGGGCAGUAAAAAUUCAUUCUACAAUGAAAUCUGGAGAGGAGAGUGGCCAGGCUUUGACAGAGUGUGCCAGGGCCUUGAGGUCUCUCUCAGCUGACCCAGGGGACAGAGAAGCUCAUGCAGUUAUGGAAGGGUGCGGACUGGUAGUGUGGGCUGUCGAAAGUGGCCAUAGCAAGGCACUGAGCGGACCUGUGCUCUUGGCCUGGUUUUCUUUUCUUGAGGAGCACCAAGAACGGAUUUUAAAGGUCCUGAAGAAGAAUUCAACAUGCCAAGCUGAGGGCAGCAGACUGCAACAGGCCCUUGGCUUCAGUAUUUACCAAGGCUUUGUAUUUGCUUAUGAGAGUAUGCUCGCAUCACAGCUGGAGAACAAUGACACGUUGGACAGAGUGCUGUUGUACUGCCAAUCCACAGCUGGACAGAUGAUGACCGAACUGCGCAAGCUGUCUAGUGAUAGCCUCCUCAUCAAAGCAGUGAUUGCCGUCAGCAACUUAGUAUGUGGAUUGUACAACCGGCGCCUCUAUGAUCAGGCCUUCACACUUGUUGAGAUCCUCUGCAAGGAUCUAUGCAAGAAUUGUCCUGUCUCGUUGUCGGUUGACAGGUUGAACCGGCCGUUCAUGCUCGCUGUGCAGACGUCUCGGAGGGCUGGACAGCUGGAGCGAGCACUGGACUGGGUGAUCUUGUGGCUGAAGGCUCUGGGGGACAAAAUCACAUUACAAAUGGCUGAACCGAUCUCUUUGUGGGUGAAGACAAAGAUGGACGCAUCACGUAACUCUGAAGAGGACAUCCGACUCAGGACAUUACGUGAUGGUUUUGGUCCUGAUGUCCCUGAUGAAGGAGUAAUGCUUUGCAUUUUGGAUGAAGAACUGCGUGCCUAUAAGGACGUGGCAGGGGACACAGCCCAGGAGCGUUACAACACUCUUUGUGAUCUUUUAAGCAUCUGUCAUGAAGAAAGCUCCCACACCCACCUGCGUGCUAUCUACCUCUGUGAAAUGGCUCAAGUCGUGUGCUUCCAGGAUUUCAGUGAACAUACUGACUGCACAGCAGUUGAUUUUACUCAUGAAGCUUUACGGCUUCUGGAAGAAGAACCAGAGACUCAAGAAAAUGCAGACCGACUGAAGGAUGACAAAGCCCACGCUUUACUCUGGCUCUAUGUCUGUACUCUGGAGAACAAUCUUCACGAGGCCAUUGAGAGGGACAAAAAACUGCGAGAAGAGCGUGAGCAAACACGUUGUGUGGAAAAUCCCAUUGGGACCAACGAUUUUGAUUAUGAAGAUAAGCAGAAGACUCAGGACAACAUACUGGUUUAUGAAGGCCUACAUUUCAGCCUGGCUGCAGAGAACAAGUUGUGCAAACCUUUGGAAAGAGCGCUGGGUGAGUGGUCUGCUCUCCUGCAGAGUCAAGUCAAGCCCUCUGUGAGGAACCCCAAACAGACCUGUAGCUCUAUUGUUGUGACUGCAGCUCUCUUCAGACUCAUGGGAAAGCCUCUCAAAGCUUUGGAAGCUUACAAACUUGCUAUUGGACUUUCACGUCAACUUGCUGACAACCAAGGAUGUGCCAACUCCCUCUGUCAAUCCGCCAGCCUCCUCCUGGAUUUAGGCACCCCUGAUAUGGCUUUGGCCCAGCUAGAACAAGCAGAGAAAAUUCUAGCCUCAGAUACGACUGCUGAGGGACCUUCUUCUCUUUCCAUGCUGGCCAUUUUGUUGAAAGCUCAGUACUGCUACAGCACAGGACAGGUGGAUCGUGGUGUGCCAUAUCUGUGCAAGGUGCUUAAAGAGGUGAAUGAGCAGAGACAGUCAAAGAGCUGGUACCUGCUGCGUGCUCGGGCACUUCAGACAUGCAGCUCCUAUCUGAGUUUGGACACAGAUGAAAUGCCACAGGCCAAGCGGGGCUGCAUCACACAGCAUGGUAUAAAUAGCCCAGACACUGCUCUGUAUGAAAGCCUGAAACUUCUCUGCAGCCUGCUGGUCACUUUAGUGGGGAAAGGACUAUAUGGGACUAAUGGCAGCAGUUCAGACGUGCGCUUCAUUGACCAAGGAGAUAACCUUGUGCUGAAGUGGCAGCUGCUCUCAGAGCUGUUAAACUGCUCUAUGAAGAUGGUGACUGUGAGGAGCACCUGUGGGGCCAUCAAUGACGCCAGGCUCCAAUGCCUAGAAGCCCUUAAACUGGCCAUCAAGCUGCAGGCACUCAGCCAUUGUGCUGAGCUGCUGGUGAUGAAAGCUGAGUUGGAACUGAUGCAGGGGGAGAAAGAGGAAGGUGGAUUUGAUUUAGACAAAGUCAGGAACCUGCUUGAACUCUGCACAGAUUUUUCUGAUCAGAAGCAAAAGGCAGAGGUGAAAAUCAAACCAAGGAAAGGUCGGCCAGCACAAAAAUCUCAGUCUCCCUUACCUACUUGGAAGGAUGACUUUAAGGAUAUCCUGAGCACAAGGUGGAUUUCCAAAGAACCUGUAGUGAGGGAUCUAGACAGCUCCCCGCCUCUCAAAGUCCAGCCUCGCCGCUGGCUUUCCUCCCUGGUGCAUGAACCUAGCUGCCUGUGCCCUUGCUGCUCUGAGCCCUGUCUCGGUCGUGUUACAGCACGAUGGGCAGCUACACAGGCUGAUCUGGUUCUCCAGCUGGAUCCCGCUGAAGCCAAAGUUAGUUUGAAACUUCACUUGGCAACAUUAGACCGCUGUAAGAGCAUCACUGCCAAACUUGGGGAAAAAUUGGCUAAACUCUUCCCUCAUUGUGACCCUGCUAAAGGCUCCACUAAACCCUCCCUGAUGCAGGACGUAGUGGGCAGUGUGUACCUUCGCAUGGCCCUUUCUGGGUUGGAGCCCAGGCUUAACAAGGUCUGUGCUAUAUGGAAAGUACUUGAAGCUGGCUUAGCAUUCGUUGAUUCCAUGCCAUCUCCUGCACUAAGACCUGUGAGAGCAGGUCUAAUGGCAACCAAAGCCAUAGUGUCUUUGAUUACCCUGGCUGCCAAAAAGAACUGCAGCCCAGAGGAGCUUUUCUCAAAUGCUUGGACUUGGAAUGCACCAAAAGAAGAUAAAGAGCUGAAAUCAGAACAAAAAACGGUGCCUCCCACAUCCUCGCUGAAGAAGCCCAAAAACCUGCUUAUUCCUGACAAAACAAAAGACACAAAGAAGAUCAAAGUUGUCAAGCCAAAGAGCCAAGUUACAAGCUCCUCAACCAAAGGAAAGGGUCUGGUUCCAAUGACACCAGUAAUGGUGAAGUCCAAGCACUCUGCAAAGGAGCUGGGUUCUUUUGACUUCAACACAGUGGUACCAACUUUGGCCUGUACUCCUGUUCAAAAGGUGAAAGCCCCUGCUUCGGUGCAGAAGGCAUUUAGGACUGCCCCUAAGCUACAGUUUCAUGUGUAUGAAGAGUCGUCGCCAGUUCAAGACAAAGCCCAGCCUGUGCCUGCUGCCCCCAGGCGCACAAAGAAAUCCCGUUUUAAGGUGGAGUUUAGCGAUGAGAGUGACUCAGAAGCCAAUACCCAGGCGGACCACAAAACGGAUGUCACCAAAAAGCGGACAACUACGAGAAGAGGUGCUCAAAAGGGUAAAACGGACCCAGAUCCACCUGCUGACAAGGCCCCACCCAAGAGGCAGACUAGGAAGAAUAGCACUGCACUACCUCGAUUAAUCUCCUCUGAGGAUGAUGAAACUGUGGCCUGUCAGCCUGCCUCAGCAAGAAGAGGAAGAACCAGGAGGGAGCUGGCCAGAUCAGAGAAGGAGUCUGUGGAGGAGCCAGACAAAAUGAGGACCAUUGAGGAGGAAGCUAACGGUGUUCUGGACUUAAGCAUUGAGGAACUUAGGACAUCAGACACUGAGACAGACAACAAUCCUGCUUCAAGUCAAGAUAUGGAAAUAGAUUUUGAGGUGUUGCGGAGAGAUAUUUGUUGUGAUUUGGAAAGAGGCGACUUGUCUGAGCUGAGGAGCAGAGGUCAAUCGAGAGGCCCACAAACCCACCUUCCUCAUCCAGACACUAGGCCAGACAAUCUUUCUUUGGAGGGUGUUCAGUCUUUGCUCCGCUCAGCCUGGUUGGCCCUUCAGCACUUCCCCCCUCCCAACAUCUACCCGACCCUCUGUGCUCUACUGGCCUUAGCCACAGGACAGCAGGACCCCACAACUACAGCAAUGCUGCAUUCCCAGUCUUUGGGCAUCUCAAGUCGUCAUCGCACCAUCAGGCAUUUAGCCAGUUGUCUCAAAAAGCUGAAAAAGACGUCCAAUCAGUUAGCAGACAAGAUGGAUGCCCUGAACCUCGAUGAACUCAGUCCGACCUCUAAUGAACAGAGGUUGUCUCAGUUGGAAAACAUCUUUUCCUUUCCAACUGCUGACUCUUCAGCCUUUCCCCAGAACCACUGCCAGGAGUUUAUCCAACAAAUUCAGAACCUUCCUCAAGGUGUGACUGUGUGUGUGAUCUCAGUGCUUGGAGUAAAACCUCUGGAGAUGGGUGACGGCAUCUUGCUGUCGCGUCUUGAAAAGGGAUCUUCCCCUGUCACUGUUCAUAUCCCCACCUCCAAACAGCAGCACCCUAUUAGUUGGCUGGUCCAGGAGAUGGAUAAUAUUCAGGUGGAACAGAAGGUUGUGAGCUGCGUGUCUGAGAAAGCCAAGUGGUGGGAGGGCCGCAGAGCACUGGACUCUCGAGUUGAGCACCUGUUGAAAGAGAUGGAGGGAUUGUUGGGAUGUUGGAGGAGCUUUCUUCUACCCCUUUCAUCAGAUCCUAAGCUCUCCAGUCAGGCACAGUGCCUUUGCAAGGCCUUGUCUGCCAGAGGAGUGACAGCCAGUGAGGAGAUGCUGAAGGUGCUCCUGUCUGCAUCUCCUGUGCUCUCCCAAGAAAACCUUAAAAGAUUUGCUCUGGGAGUUUCUCCACAGUGGGAUCUGGAGUGUGACCAGCUUCUUCAUUCAGCUGUUUCCCAGGUCACAGACAGAGAGGAGCCCCACGGUCAUGUGGUCCUCAUUCUUGACAAGUACCUUCAAAAGCUGCCGUGGGAGAGUAUCUCCGUCUUAAGGUCUCGCUCUGUGAGCAGGAUGCCGUCUCUGCACUCACUAAUUGGACUGAGUAUUCAGAAAGAGACUGAACCUCAGUCCAUCCUGAAGCAUGGUGUGGAUAUAAAGAAGGUGUUUUAUGUGCUGGACCCUAAUGCCAAUUUAGAAAACUCGCAGGACCGAUUCAAGGAAAUGUUUAACAGUAAACUGGAUUGGGAGGGUGUAUGUGGAGUUGCUCCUGACUCGGGUCAACUGGAAGAAGCUGUUGCAACCAAGGAUCUAUACAUUUAUGUGGGUCAUGGUGCUGGCGCACGGUUCCUAGACAGCCAGGCGGUCCUGAAGCGGCAGAUGAGAGCAGCCUCACUGCUCUUUGGCUGCAGCAGUGCUGGUCUGGCAGUGCGUGGGGAUCAGGAAGGACAAGGCAUCAUCCUCAGUUACCUUAUAGCAGGCUGCCCCUUUGUUUUGGGAAACCUGUGGGAUGUGACAGAUCGGGAUAUUGAUCGCUUCACCAAAGCCUUGCUAGAAUCCUGGUUAUCCGCUGGGUCUGGAGCUCCCCUCCUGGAUUAUAUGGGCCCUUCGCGUCAGGCCACAUUCCUGAAACACCUCAUCGGAGCUGCACCUGUGGUCUAUGGCUUACCAAUCCACCUGCAGUAGUUAAGACUGAUGAUGAGAGAUGAAAAAAUCCUGUGUAGUCUCCAAAUUUUAUCGUUUCAGCACAGAAGCUGGAGGACAUGAAACGUCAAGUUUUUUUCCCCGCCAAAAUUUUGGUGAUUUUAAAGUACAGCGUUUUCCUUAUUUAAAAAAGUGUUUAAAUGUUUAAACCAAUGUUACUAU
Scomber scombrus (Atlantic mackerel) is the source of this 6681-nucleotide messenger RNA. It is a transcript of the gene espl1, whose product is annotated as extra spindle pole bodies like 1, separase. The record is from RefSeq and is a predicted model, not a curated record. The transcript is spliced from 31 exons. Gene Ontology annotation, molecular function: protein binding; cysteine-type endopeptidase activity. Lineage: Eukaryota; Metazoa; Chordata; Actinopteri; Scombriformes; Scombridae. Gene Ontology annotation, biological process: proteolysis; meiotic chromosome separation. Gene Ontology annotation, cellular component: nucleus; mitotic spindle; cytoplasm. The coding region runs from base 1 to 6501 and encodes 2166 amino acids.